AUGUGUGGCUACUACUGUCAUGAUUGUGGCAUAUCUGAUUCUCCAACCUGUAGACACAGGAAAAAUGGAGUGUGUUUUUCAAAAAACGGUGCUUGGCCUUGGGUAGCAGCAAUUUACAAGAAAACUUCAAACAACCAAGUAUUCCACUGCGGAGGCGCUCUCAUCAGUGACUGCUUUAUUCUGACCGCUGCUCAUUGCGCUAGUGGCUUUAAGCCUGACAAUCUAAUGGUCGUCCUCGGCGACACGGAGCGUUAUGUUAAAGAAUACACUGAGAAAACAUUUGCUGUUGAUAAAAUCCACAUCCAUAAUAGCUAUAAACACGACAGUGGGAGUUUAAACUAUGACAUCGCUCUGUUACAAUUAAAAUGCAAUGUAUCUUGUUCUUCAUACGUUCGAAAAGUCUGUUUGCCCACAAGAACGGACUUUGGCUACUACCAAGCAGGAACGCCCUGCAUUGCAGCAGGAUGGGGAGCUACUGAAAAGAGAGAAAUAGGCGCAAAAAGUACUCCAAUAACUACCAGCAUGAAAGAAAUUCAUCUUCCGAUUGUAGACAAAGACGGGUGUUUAGCCAGCACAUCGGAUUAUAUCAAGCAUGACAUUACAAACUACACUGUUUGCGCAGGAGAUGGCAACGGCAAUAAUAACGUUUGCGAUGGUGAUUCUGGAGGGCCUCUGUUUUGCAAGCGCAAGCAAGGUAAAAAAGUCGAUCCCGACAGCUACGUCAUGGUGGGAAUAGUCAGCUGGGGGGAAGGAUGUGGACAGCCUGGAAAAUACAGCGUAUUUACGCACUUGCUCAACCUAAUGAAUUGGGUGCAAGACAAGUUGGACAGAAACCCAUGCAAGCAAUGGUUCAAUAAAGAAGAAACAGAACAGUGUCGUAACCCUGCAGUUAGCUUGGUUUGA
Molecule: messenger RNA, 903 nt
Organism: Corticium candelabrum
Lineage: Eukaryota; Metazoa; Porifera; Homoscleromorpha; Homosclerophorida; Plakinidae
Product: transmembrane protease serine 6-like
Exons: 2
Coding region: 1-903 (300 amino acids)
Biological process (GO): proteolysis
Molecular function (GO): serine-type endopeptidase activity
Source: RefSeq, a predicted model, not a curated record